AUGGCUUUAAUUCACUUCAAGCCAGAUGCAAACGGGUGGGAGGCUGUUCAUAAGCUGGAUAAGGAUUUUGAAGAGUUAAAGCGGGGGAGGGAUGGGCAUCGGAGUGAGAAGUCGAAGAAGAGGAAGGAGGUGUUUGCGUGGGCUGCAAGGGAGGAGGAUCUGAAGUCGGAGGUUGAUUCUCAACCGCUGGGGAGAGUGCUGCACCAGAACCACAAGGCGACCAAGAGCCGGCGAGAGGAUCAGAUUCUGUGGCCGCCCGUGGCAAUUGUCAAGAACCUGGAGAGUUUUACGAACUGCCGCAUUAAGCCGUGUAUUUUGGACAGGAGACUUCGGAAGCAAGUGGAAACAGCUCUCAAGGGCUACGGGCCACAGAGAGUGGUUAUAUUUCCCAAGUACUCCAGAUGUAAAAGCACGGCUCUGGUUUACUUCGAGGGCAAUGCACAGGGGUGGGAGGCUGUGAUGAAGCUGGAUGAGGCAUUUGCACAGUUAGAACUGGGGAGGGAGGGGUUUCUGCGUAAGGGAAAGGAGGAAACGGCGAAGUUAUUUGCAUGGGCGGCAAGGGAGGAGGAUCUGCAGGUGGGGAGCGAGGAGAGGUUAAUGGGGAAAGCGCUGAAAUUGACGCACAAGGCGACCAAGAGCCUCAGAGAGGAACGGCAGGAGCGGGAGGAACGAGAGGAGAAGGAGCGGCAGGAACGAGAGGAGAAGGAGCGGCAGGAACGAGAGGAGAAGGAGCGGCAGGAACGAGAGGAGAAGCAGCGGCAGGAACGAGAGGAGAAGGAGCGGCAGGAACGAGAGGAGAAGCAGCGGCAGGAGCGAGAGGAGAAGCAGCGGCAGGAGCGAGAGGAGAAGGAGCGGCAGGAACGAGAGGAGAAGGAGCGGCAGGAACGAGAGGAGAAGGAGCGGCAGGAACGAGAGGAGAAGGAGCGGCAGGAACGAGAGGAGAAGGAGCGGCAGGAACGAGAGGAGAAGCAGCGGCAGGAGCGAGAGGAGAAGCAGCGGCAGGAGCGAGAGGAGAAGCAGCGGCAGGAGCGAGAGGAGAAGCAGCGGCAGGAGCGAGAGGAGAAGCAGCGGCAGGAGCGAGAGGAGAAGCAGCGGCAGGAGCGAGAGGAGAAGCAGCGGCAGGAGCGAGAGGAGAAGCAGCAGCAGGAGCGAGAGGAGAAGCAGCGGCAGGAGCGCCAGGAGAAGUUGAAGGGGGAACUUUUGGAACAGCUAAAGAACGACAUGCUGAAGGAGGAAGGCUUUCUGGACCAGUUUAAAAAAGAGAUGUUGAGACAGCUGAAAAACGAAGUGACAAAGGGGAUCGCAUGCGGGAGGAGAGCAGCGCGAACGAGCAGGAGCGUGAGACGGAGGAGGUCCCUGGGGAAGCAGAUAGCAGAGGAAGCAGAGGAUGCAGAGGUUGCGGAGGCAGUGGAAGCGGAGGAGGCAGUGGAAGCGGAGGAGGCAGUGGAAGCAGAGGAGGCAGUGGAAGCGCAGGAGGCAGUGGAAGCGCAGGAGGCAGUGGAAGCGCAGGAGGCAGUGGAAGCGCAGGAGGCAGUGGAAGCGCAGGAGGCAGAGGGCGCAGAGGGUGCGGAGAUCUUAAGGAAGCAGGGAGCGGGGGAGGCGGAUGUGGAGAGGUCAAGGGAGGCGGACGAGAGGGUGAAGCAGCUGGAGGAGGAAUUGGAGGAGUCUAAGCGGAGGUUGCAGCAGGAGAAGGACUGGAGCUCGUUCCUGUUGUGCGCGAAUGAUCAGCAGCAUGAAACUGUGAUGGAUUUUACGAUGACGUUGAAGGAGAGGUUUAAGGGGGUGUUGGAAGGAGUGCAGGACCUGUGCAUGGAUGUGAGGGCCAAGGAGGAUGACCUGCUGGAUGCGAGAAUGACUGUCCUUCAGUUCCUGAUUAAAAAUCAGAAGGUUCUCAAUACAGUGACCUUGCCAGGGAUAGCCGAGCUCGUAUCCAGGCCUCCUGUGCGCACCGAGACGGUGGGGCUGCUGGAUAGGGCACUCUGGCUCAAGGCUUUCCGGGCGUGCGACAAAUGCAAGGCGUGCCCCCCGUGUCGGGCAAUCAAGUCAUUCAAGGCGUGCAAGGAGUGCAAGGCGUGCAAGGAGUGCAAGGCGUGCGAUGAUUGCAGAUUUUGGAUCCCCGAAAAUAGUUUUUGGUUUCGUAUCAAGUUUUCGGAGUGGGAGCGGAUGCUGGAGCGACCCGAUUGUGCCCUUUUUCGAGUCCAAGAAACUAAUGGAGUCACAAAGCGUGUGUUCAACAGUACAGACGAGCUAGUGGCCAAGGCUAUGAGGGAAAUUGAGGAGGAUUUCGCAUGGGUGGGAGUGGAGGAUUUCAAGCGAGCUGCAGCGGAGAUUGAAGAGUACAAUGCCAGUGGACGGUACCCUGUCACCCUGCUGGUCAGCACCGGAGGGGAUAAGGCAGAGGAGAUGAACGGUGGGGCGGAAGGGGAUGGAGGGGAAGGAAUGGGAGGAGGAGGAGAGGGAGCAGGAGCAGCAGGAGCAGCAGGAGGGGAAGGAGGAGUGGCAGUAGUAGGAGGGGAAGGAGUAGGAACAGCAGUAGUUGGAGGGGAAGGAAGAGGGCAAGGAGUGGGAACAGUAGUAGGAGGAGAAGGAGGAGGAGAAGGAGCAGUGGCAGUAGUAGGAGGGGAAGGAGGAGGAGAAGGAGCAGUGGCAGUAGUAGGAGGGGAAGGAGGAGGAGAAGGAGCAGUGGCAGUAGUAGGAGGGGAAGGAGGAGGAGAAGGAGCAGUGGCAGUAGUAGGAGGGGAAGGAGGAGGAGCAGCAGCGGGGACAGCAGCAGCUACUGCUGCUCAAGAGGGUGGGGAGGAGUUGAGUGGGGUGAAGCAGGAAGCCAAGAUUGGGUCUGCGGUGAGGUAUCUUGUCAAUGUGCUGAAUGUGUUCAUUGCUGCGGCGGCCAAGGCGGAGGCUGUGGAGGGGGGAGAGAAGAGGAAGGCGGCAGAGAGCGCGCAAGGGGCAGGUGCGCAAGGGGCAGGUGCGCAAGGGGCAGGUGCGCAAGGGGCAGGUGCGCAAGGGGCAGGUGCGCAAGGGGCAGGUGCGCAAGGGGCAGGUGCGCAAGGGGCAGGUGCGCAAGGGGCAGGUGCGCAAGGGGCAGGUGCGCAAGGGGCAGGUGCGCAAGGGGCAGGUGCGCAAGGGGCAGGUGCGCAAGGGGCAGGUGCGCAAGGGGCAGGUGUGCAAGGGGCAGGUGCGCAAGGGGCAGGUGCGGGGAAAAGGACAAGGCGAGAGCACUUCUCGUCUGUCUUACAAUCCGCCGCUGCCUUGCUUCGUCUUCCUCCUUCCGCGCUUCCUCGCUUUCGCGCGUGCCCGCUUCCGUCCGUAAAAUACCGUGACUCGGAAUUCUCCAAUACCCUCCAAUAUCCGGGCGUUACCUCGUCAAUGGCGAACCCCUUGUUCACCGGUCAAUGGCCCGUGACUCCCGAAGGCGAAGAGAUUCGCACAAUAUUCGUCACAGGCUUUCCCCCAGACGCCAAGGAGCGCGAGGUGCAGAACAUGCUGCGCUGGUGGCCGGGCUACGAGGCCUGCCAGCUCACUUUUAAGGGCGAUCAGCCGUUAGGGUUUGCCAUCUUCAGCACUCCGGCUAUGGCAUUCGCAGCUAGAGACGCGCUGCAGGGUCUCAUAUUCGACGCGGAUCACAACUCAGUGCUGCGAGUGGAGCUGGCCAAAACCAACCUGCACAGACGGAAAGGUCUACCUGGGGGAGGUGACGGCUACGACCACUCCAAGCGCUCGAGGGUUGAUCCCAUGGCUGCCUUCAUGCCCGGCGCUGCUGCUAUGGGCAGCUUCAUGCCAGCAGCAUAUGACGCCUAUGCGUCCUCCUUCACGCCCCUCCCUGCUGCCGCCCCUGCCCCCGCUGCUGCUCCCAAGACCUACACUCCCCUCCCUGCUCCGCCCCCUGGCAUGCCUGGAAAGAUAUACCGCGACAACCCCCCCUGCAACACUCUCUAUCUCGGCAACCUCGGCCUGGGAGUGAGCGAUGCCGAGCUGUUGCAGAUUUUCAGCGUGCAGCCUGGUUAUGUGCAGCUGAAGCUGCAUCGCCAGGGAAUGAGCACUUGCUGCUUCGUGCAGUUCGUUGACGUUGAGUCAGCAUCAGCAGUGCACACGGCGUUGCAGGGAAUCACUCUCGCCUCCUCGGAUCGAGGCCCUGUGCGCGUGCAAUAUCCUCCCCAACGCCACUCCCUUACUGCCCUUACACCAUCUGCCCUCGUCACACCUCGAUGCUCACACUGCUCUGCUACACACCCUCCUGCACUCCCUGCACCUUGGCACGCUUCUGUGUUCCACCCUCCCAUGUUUUGA
Closterium sp. Yama58-4 is the source of this 4287-nucleotide messenger RNA. The record is from the annotation of a GenBank genome assembly. NCBI's taxonomy places the organism in Eukaryota, Viridiplantae, Streptophyta, Zygnematophyceae, Desmidiales, Closteriaceae.